AUGGCAGUGGCCUGUGUUGCUGGAGAGCCCCUGGAGCUUCCUAUAUCAGUGGCAGUGUGGAUAGAGGAGGCACUGAGACUUGUGCCCAUACCCGUCAGGAACCGAAACAUUAGAAAUGGAGCAGCCAUACGUGCUGUGUGGCGAGGAGCCCAGUCAAGCCCACGACGAGGACGCCGAGCUGAUCUUUGUAGUAGGGUUGAGCAUGGGCGUGACGACCCAGAACUGAUCUUUGUUGGAACAAGUUCAAGUUCAAAACCUGCUAAUUCGAACAUUUUGAACAGGGUCACCCCAGGUUCACGGUUGAAAAGAAAACGAAAUUGCCUGACAACAGCUACUCCUCCAAGACAGCAGUCCUCAGGUCCUGCAGCCCCCAGCUCGGACACAGUGAUCGUCUUGCCGGAGUCUCCGGCUAAGUCAAGGUCAACAGAUAGUCCUAUUAUUAUUGACCCAUUGUCCGAACCUGAUUGUAGAAGUAAUUCACCACAGAUCGUGCCUGAAAGCUCCUCAGAGGGUUCCCCUUUGGUUAUAGUCUCCAGCUCGAAGCCUCGUUCAGUAAGGGCAGCACUUUCAGCAGGAGCUUUAAAUGAGAGUUCUUAUGUAUCAAAGUGCCAUUCUUCUGAAGUCAAUGUCAUAAAUCCGCAGAGGCCUGAAAUUAUUGAAAUUGAAGAAGACCAUUCACCAGCAUCAUCUCCUUCAGGUACUUUCCAUACCCUGAGUCCCCAGCCGAGUCCAUGCUCCAGAGAUGUUCCCAGAUCUGUUAACCACAUUGUGAAUGGCGGAGCCCUCCUUCCAGUCCUCCGCAUCAGUCCCUCUAACAUACACCCUCGCCAGGAGAAAGGACCGGCAGGAGUGGGCUUUUCAAGUCUAGCCGGUCUAGAGACCUUGGAUCCCAGGAAGGGAAGUUUGACCUUGUUACUUAGUGACUUUUAUUACGGACAGCAUAGAGGAGAUGGGAAGCCAGAGCAGAAGACUCACACGACCUUCAAAUGCCCCGAGUGCUCGAAAGCGCUAAAAAACGUCAAGUUUAUGAAUCAUGCCAAACAUCACUUGGAACUGGAGAGGCAAGGGAACGACGACUGGGAGACCCACACUACCUGCCAGCACUGCCACCGCCAGUUCCCAUCCCCCUUCCAGCUGGAGUGUCACGUUGACCGUGUGCACACCGCCCCCGACCCCACUACGGUCUGCAGAAUCUGUGACCUGUCGUUUGAGACAGAUCACGUUCUGUUACAGCACAUGAAGGACAAUCAUAAGCCCGGGGAGAUGCCCUAUGUGUGCCAGAUCUGUGACUACAGGUCGUCCGCCUUUGCCGACGUAGACACGCAUUUUAGGAAGUGCCAUGUCAACACUAAGAACCUACUGUGUCCGUUUUGUCUUAAGAUCUUCAAAACUGCCACGCCGUACAUGUGUCACUACAGGGGCCACUGGGAAAGGAGUGGUCACCAGUGUUCCAAGUGUCGGCUGCAGUUUUUAACCUUUAAGGAGAAAAUGGAGCAUAAGACGCGGUGUCACCAGACGUUUAGGAAGCCUCAGCAGCUAGAAGGGCUGCCUCCUGAUACCAAGGUUGUCAUUCAGGUGUCCGUGGAGCCUGUGCGGUCAGAAUCUGUGAAAGUAGCAUCAAUCACUGUGAGCACAACUGACUGGGAACCGUCUUCCCCCACGUCUCAAGGCAGACCUUCAGAAAGGCCCCACUGACCUAAGUCAGAGCCCAGAGCCCUUUCUAAGAUGAGAGUCCAGCUAUACAUUUGUUGUUUAGAGCCCUUCCUCGAGAUGAGAGUCCAGCUAUACAUUUGUUACUCAUAAGUGAACUUUUUUUUUUAAAGUUGUGAUGAUGCAGGGUUUUUGUUUGUUCGUUUGUUUUUAUUUUGUGAGGGUUUAUUUUCUGUUUUAGUGCUGGGGCUGGAUCCAGGGCCUCCCAAAUUAUAAGCAAGUUCUCUAUCACCCCAUUCUCUGACCUAUAGUAUUUACUGAAUGAACAGUGGGUGGUAUUUAAAAUACAUCUGCUUUAAGAUUGUUUGGCUCAACACAAGGAAGGUGCUUAUGCCUGUAUCCUCAUGAAUGGGAAACAGAAGCUAAACCUAUUCGUUAGUAUUUUAUGUAACUCCUAAGCUUGAGAGCUCUUCUACCUAAAUGUUUGGAGUUUGGGGCUCACACGGCCCCACCUCUCCUUGAAGAUCUCUCUCUAUAUAUAAGUAGUUAAUGCUUGCAGGAGGGAGAGGUUUAGCAUGGGUAAGUGGAUGGGCAUACGUUCAUUCCAGUCUUGGAGCCAAAGAUAAAGUAUUGCCUGAAUGUCUUUACCGAAGAGAAGAUCCAAGGAGGCCGGGCCAUUGUAAAAUGCCCACGUUUUGUAAAAGGUCCCUAUGAACAUUAAAAACACAGCUGUGUAUCCUUAGUGCCACCUGAAGUAGCAAGAAUGGGGAAUCUGUGUCCACAGUCUUCCUGUCGCUUGAUACUUUAGGGUAGUGAGAUUCAUGCCCUCUCUUCUCCCGUCUGGUUAGCUGCAUUUGAAGAAUGAGCUGACCAGAGCAGUGAAGUAAGUGCAUUGUCUUCUUCCCGGGGAAAGAAGCCUUGGCCUUUGUUGUUUGAAAUGUAUUGAACCUUAGUUUUAAUUUAAAAGGUUUGGAAAAAUGGCAUCUGUCCAGUUUAUGACCUGGACUGAAGCAAAGUUUAGUUCUCAACUGUAGUAGGGACUUGCCCAGUGAUACUGGACAUAGCACAAAGAAAAUAACCCAGGGUGACCAGGAUUCCCGCCACGGUGGAGCCUUUUCACCUCGGUUUUCAGUGUAUGUGUGGCUUAUGGUUAUUGACCAUGUGAAGCUUGAGUGUGGUGAUGUGGUGCUUUUUUGCCCCCACUUGGUGCUAGGGAUUAAACCCAGGGCCUUACGUGUACCCGGCAAGGGCUCUGCCACUGAAUAGAUCCCUAGCCCCAGUUUGUAUCUUGCCUCAUAUUUGAGUGAUUAUAAUGACGUGCAUUCCCUUUGUUGUAUGUGUAAUUUCCCAGUUGAUCACGCUAAUACUGCUUGGUUCUUACUUGAAGCACUUGCGUGUGCAAGAUAACAUCCUAAACGAAGACUUGCUUUCUCCCAUCUAAUGUAUCUUAGACUCAGCUGGUCACGAGGAGGAACAAGUAGGGCACCCUCCGAGGACUGGUCCUCUACAGCAUCAGUAGUGUUAGCUGUUUGUAGAAGUUCCCAGGGCUGUCUCCUCGAGCCUGGUCCGUAGCUGCCUGCUGUUCCUCCAUGUCUAGCCCAGGUGCCCAGAUGCUGCUUUUCGUCAGCCAAGGAGUCUGGUUGCAUGCUGGUGAUACACGUGGGUCUGGAAAACUCUCCCAAGGCCCCCCUUUUUCUUUAGAAGUACCUUAUCUUGCUGGGUGUGGUAGCACACACUGGUGGCACCUGCUCUUGGGAGCCUGGGGCAGAAGGGUCAGCAAGUUCCUGGCCAAACUAACUACACAGCAAGACCCUGCCCCUUAGAGCCAAAAAGAAGAAAGGGGCAGUGAGGAUGGGUACCUUAGAUGCCCCUAGUUCCUUUCCCUCCUCAGUCUAGUGAAGUUUCCUUAGAUUUCAUGGUGAACUGGGAAGAGGCCAUCACCGGGCCCCGGCAUCCCUGUUAAGACUGAGGAAGAUGAGCGGUUGCUCGUAUCUUUUGGUGUCUUUAUUUGCUUGUGCUUGACCCAUGGAUUGAUUGUGGUCUGCAUCUUGACUAUUUUGAUAGGCCCUUUGAACGAGUUUUCUUGGGCCAAGGCACACUAAGUUUUCCCUGUCCCUUUCCUUGAGGUGUGGAAAGGGUUGUUUGUCCUACUGUGCUUGAAUGAAUCUGCAGACUUGUGUGCUGUCUGCGGUAGAAAAUAAAAACCACCUCAGACCUGUUUUUAGCGAGUGCUUAGUGUGGCCAGCACCUUGGCUGUCCUAUGCUGUUUCACUUCAGUGCUCCUAAGGAGUAUGGAUUGUUGUUUACUGCUAAAGGAGGCCCCAGGGCUGUGGCCCGGAGCCAGCCCCAGAGCCUACCUGUCUCCCGUCUGCUGCCCCUUCCCAGUCUCCCCCGCUGCUGCACUAUUCUGACCUAUUGUAUUGGCCUUGUUCCCCAGAUUCCCGUUUCUUCCCGAUGCAAAGACUGCACAGGCUUCCUCAGUGCUCUCCCCAGGCCUGCAUGGCUUGCUACCUCACACGUGGUUUAUUGAGCUUGUCAAGAUUUUUAGAGGACUAGAACUCCCCCCCCCCUUUUGAAGUCCUGUUUAUCCCUUCUUUUUGAAGGCAACUUACCUCUUGCUGCACCUCUCUUCCCUCUGCAAUCUAGCCAAGUUUCCUAGUCACAGAACUUCAGGAAUAAAUCAUUAGCAAGAGCUUUGGUUCUGUCUUCGAAGUGAGCUAUAGCUUAAGUCCAUUCCCGUGCCUAUAACACAAAGAAGCAUAGUGAGCCGAGUGUUGAAGCUUUCUGUGUUACACGGGGAGCUCAUCUAUUUUUAAAGCAAUGCCACUUUGAUUUGUUUACACGCGCUGUCGAGAUUACUAUUUUGUUACUCUGUGAAGUCUGUUGCUUCUUUUUCAAAUAAAAGUUAUUA
Molecule: messenger RNA, 4561 nt
Organism: Arvicola amphibius (Eurasian water vole)
Lineage: Eukaryota; Metazoa; Chordata; Mammalia; Rodentia; Cricetidae
Product: zinc finger protein 280B-like
Exons: 2
Coding region: 1-1695 (564 amino acids)
Biological process (GO): regulation of DNA-templated transcription
Molecular function (GO): RNA polymerase II cis-regulatory region sequence-specific DNA binding; DNA-binding transcription factor activity, RNA polymerase II-specific
Source: RefSeq, a predicted model, not a curated record